CGGAGGCAGAAGGCCACCGGAGCGAGCCGCCUGGGCCAUGGGGCGGCAGGUCCAGAACGAACCUAACGAUUCCCACUUCCCGGCUCGCCCCAACGCUCGCCGUAGCCGGAACUCCGCCCCAUGCCAAGAGCCGUCUUCUCUUCCCCCGGAGCCGCGGGGACCGUCGUGGACUCUCUGGCGCUCCGUAAUGGAAGGCUUCAGCCCCUAACAAAGAUGGCCGCUCACCCCGCCCUACCGCGCCCUUCCGCCGGUAUCAAAUACUAACUAGACUGUGUUUCACUUUCGGGUCACUUUCGGUUCUCCAUGGCGCCGACUCCGAAGACUGCAGGGCGAAUCAAGCUAGAUUGCACUCUGCGGCCUGGCUGCCCGCUGGAGGUCGCUGCUGUCCCCAAACUCUGCAAGGAAUUCGGUCCAGAGGACUACCGCGAAGAGGACAUAGAGGAUUUUCUUCAACGGCUUGUGGAGAGUGAUCCCCAGGGCCUGCACCGGAUCCGUGUGGAUGGGAGCAGCGGGCGGCUGCAGCUGUGGCACCAUGAUUACCUCCUGGACCAUUUCAGUGAUGAGGGGAAAACAACUGGACAGAGUGACAGGGGCAAGGGGGCUGAGGACCUGGGCACCUACUGUGGUUUCCACAGGUCCUUCCUAUACCCUCCCCAAGGGCCUGAGCCCUGCCGUCAAAGCCCCCCUGCCUCAGACAGCCUGCUUCAGGUGGCCCUGCCCCAGAAGCUCCUGGUGACUGAAGAGGAAGCCAACCGCCUGGCAGAGGAGCUGGUGGCUGAGGAGGAGCGGAUGAAACAGAAAGCAGAGAAAAAACGACUCAAGAAGAAGCGUCAAAAGGAACGAAAGCGACAGGAACGCUUGGAGCAGGACUAUGGGGAGCCCAAGGCCAGGGCUACCACAGAUGGGGAUGAGAGCACCCCAUCCAGCCCUGGGGACCCAGCUCCGGGUCAGUGUAGUGAGGAAGAGGACUCACUGGAUCUAUCUAGCACUUUCGUGUCACUGGCUUUGCGCAAGGUUGGGGAUUGGGCCCCCAGUACCCGCAGAGAGAAGACACUAAGCCAGAAGCCCCAAGGCAGGGGCCCAGGCCCCCAGGAGAAGACAGAUCAAGAGGAAGGGAACCUUCCAAGAGAGGAGAGGCCCAGGCAGAGUCCUAAGCCACAGGCAUCUCCAGGACUGCUGGCAGCUGCCUUACAGCGGAGCCAGGAACUGGCAAAGUUGGGCACCAGCUUUGCUCAAAAUGGUUUCUACCAGGAGGCUGUGGUCCUCUUCACCCAGGCCAUGAAGCUCAACCCUCAAGACCACCGGUUAUUUGGAAAUCGUUCCUUCUGCCAUGAGCGUCUGAGUCAGCCAGUACGGGCCCUGGCUGAUGCCCAGGUGGCCCUUACCCUAAGGCCUGGUUGGCCCCGGGGCCUCUUUCGCCUGGGAAAGGCCUUGAUGGGACUACAGCGCUUUGAAGAGGCAGCUGCUAUAUUCCAAGAGACACUGAGAGGUGGGCCCCAGCCUGACGCGGCCCGGGAGCUCCACUCAUGCCUCCUUCAGCUCACUCUGCAGGAUCAGCGAGGAGGAAUCUGUGUACCACCUCUGUCGACUGGAGUCCCCCAGCCACUUUCCCAUGCUGAGCUGGGAGCCUCAGGCCUGCUCCCCAUAAGUCGCCCUCCAAGCACUGCUCCAGGGGUCCCUGGCCAUCUGUCUCCACCCUUGCAUUAUCUCCCAUGUCACCUGAGCCACCCCACUGGGCCCUUCCCCCAGACUCACAGUAGAAGACUGCCUCUCCAUCUCCAGGACCCUUCAAAGGGCUGGGGCGUCCUGGGACUUGGGCCCCAGCACCUACCUCAGGCCAGAUGAGGGAGGACCUGUCCCUCAUAGGGCAAGGCCAUGUGUACAUCCCAAAGGGAUGGGGACACUGUGGUGAAGUUCACUGCAUAUUUUGAGACCUAGUACUCCAAAUCCAUAGUUGAGGAUACCCCUGGCAGUCAUUCCUCUUGCCAUGGAGAACCUUCUUGGAGAGAAAGGAGCCCCACAUCCACUGAAACAUCCUCUCUUUGGUUUUCAAGCAGGUGGCUUCUGCAGGCAGUAAGGAAAAAAUAAAAUCCACCAAGGCUUAAGAAGAGAACUACAGAAGUCCAGGUUUUUAGAUGAUAGCAGAGCCAGCAGGAAGGCACCCAGGGCUUGCUCUGCCUUUUGGCCCUUGAGGACUCAUUCACAUCUAGAACUCUGUGCUCAGGAAUGGGGUUAUGGUGAUGAGGCCUGCAUCCCCGCUUUCAGCUUGAUGGAUGCUCCACUAUUCCUGAGCCCCGUUCUUGCUCUGUUUUCUCUAGACACAGUGCCCAGUUUGCUCCUCCUGCCCUGUUUCCUGUCCACACUGCUGUGCACACUCUGACCUCUCCUUUAUCCAGUGGUCUGAUGCUCACCCACUAGAGGAUUCACCAAGGGUUUGCAUUUGGGAAGUCUCUUAUCAGCUCCUGCCUGCAGCUGGCAAGGCCACUUCACACUCUCAACGACUGGCUCUCCCGCUGAAUGGGGCCUUGGCAGGCACCCAGGCUGCUGCCACCUUGGCCACUCUCUUUCUCCACCCCAGCACUGGGCAUUGUAAUCAGCCUUUCCAUGUGAAUUGACUCAGUUUUUCCACCAAGGGUCACUGCCCCAAAGGAGGCUGUAAUUCUCUACUUCCUAUGUAAGAAUCGUGAUCUUUUGAUUUCCCCUCUAAGAUCCUGGCAGGUCCCCCUGGCUGGUUCCUCCCUAUCCUGCCUGGGACUCUCAGCCCAUUUAAGUCUGGAUCUGCAGGGGACUUUAAGCCCCCCUUCCAUGCCGUUCUCAGACAAACCAUUCAUCUAGCUGCCCUAUGGGUCCUGCUCAAUACUAUUCACACCUGGAGAGAGGAGGUGUUGAAACAUCUCUUUAUGUAGGACUUUUCCAAAUGUUUUUAUUGUUUAUGGUUUAGGCCCCUUAAAUACCGCGUAGCAGGAUGAAGUCUGUCAUUACUAACUGGAUCACCCUGGACAGGUCUGUCAACAUCUGAGCCUCAGUUCCCUCAUCUGUAAAAAUGGGGGUAAUCCCUACCUCACAGGGCUGUUGUGAGGAUUGAAAGAGAAUGUGUGAGAAAAUGCCUAUUAAGUGCCUGGUACAUAGUGGGUGCUAAAUAAACCAAUUUUUAUUUGCAA
Messenger RNA from Lemur catta (Ring-tailed lemur), 3161 nucleotides. It is a transcript of the gene TTC31, whose product is annotated as tetratricopeptide repeat domain 31. Lineage: Eukaryota; Metazoa; Chordata; Mammalia; Primates; Lemuridae. Gene Ontology annotation, molecular function: protein binding. The record is from RefSeq and is a predicted model, not a curated record.